UUAGAGGGCCCAACUAACCCCAUCCAAAAUAUAAAAAAGUAGGAGACUUUGUCACAAAGUUCCAUUUGUUCAUAUCAUAUAUAUCAUACGAUCUCUUCUUCCUUCUUCUGUAUAUAUAAUCCGCCGGAAAAAUGGACGAGUCGUGGCGCAUGCGCAUGGGAUUAAUGCCAGGCCUCCCGCGGCGGCGCUCCGCUGAGCACGCCUCCACGAGCUCUAUAUUUGCUGCCGCGGCCGCCAAAGACUCCCAUAUGACGCUUGAUCCCGACGACUUUGCCGACGUAUUCGGCGGACCGCCGCGGAGCGUACUUCCGCGCCAACUCUCCCGCGGCUCGACUUCCUUCCACGAGGAGAUUUUCCGGCCGCCGAAUUUCUGCUCUACCGCGAAGAAUAGCGGGGGAAGCUUGCCGGCGUUUAGAAUUCCGGCGAGGAACGAGGGGUUUUAUUGUGAUAUUUUUGGAUCGGGCGACGAUGGCCGCCAGCGGAAGUCGAGAGAGCGCUCGAGGCCGAACUCGAAGGCGAAAUCGAACUCGUCUUCGGUACUGAGCUCCGAGGAGCUGAGUCCUCUCCGGCCGGUCAUCGGAGAUGACGUGGCAUUCUCCUCCUUCGCUUCGAAGCUCAGACCACUAAAUGUACCAUGUCGAUGGAACUCAUCAACUAUGAAGCCAACAGAGGAACACCCAAAGAAACAAGGCACAUCAGCUCUGCAUUGCAACCCUCUUUCCUUCACUGAAAACCAAGUCAUGGAAAAAUUAUAUGAUGAAAAGCUCAGGAGCUCCAACAAUUUCGGAUUCACAAGGAAGGUCUUGUCCCCAGAAACCAUUAGUGUUGGUCCCAAUUCUUGUCGAAGCGUCAAAUUACCUGUGGAUGAUCUGGAGCUCCCCUCACCAUCCUCAGCAGUCUCUUCACUCUGCCAAGAACAUGAGAUUAAAUCCGGGAUUUGGGAUCGCGUUUUGCGGGAGAAAGAAGUGGGGGUAUUGGAACAAGAAGAAGAAGAAGAUGAUGAAGUGAUGAGCUCUUAUGUGAUUGAGAUCAAUUCUGAUCAGCAAAGAGAAGAAGCAGUUGGUAUUGAAGAAGCAAUUGCAUGGGCUAAAGAGAGGUUUCAAACACACAGUAAUUCCGAGAAAGAAGGGAGCUUGACACAACAAGACAAUCAGCAGUCGAUGGAUGAAGGUAGGUCUAAUGUGGAUGAGUACUCAGAUCAUCAGCAGCAAGAUGAACUACUUGUUGAAUUGACUCAAUCUCCAGAGGAUGAAGAGGAAAGGACACGGAUAACUGAAGACGAAAGGAAACCUUCAGAGAAAGAUUUGGAAUUGGAGCUCUUGGAUGAAGACAUAAGGUUAUGGUCAUCUGGCAAGGAAUCCAACAUUCGUAUGCUGCUUUCGACGCUACACCAUAUUGUGUGGCCCAACAGUGGAUGGUAUGCAAUUCCAUUGACAAGCCUAAAAGAAAGUUCACAGGUGAAGAAAGCCUAUCAGAAAGCAAGGCUGUGCCUCCACCCGGACAAACUGCAACAAAGAGGAGCAACAUCUGCUCAAAAAUAUAUUGCUGAAAAGGCCUUCACCAUCCUCCAGGUAAAUAAAUAUUUGGUUAUCUAUCGAGAACUAAAACCUCGUGGUCCAUUUUGAAAAACAGCUCCCCGCCUCGAGGGAUAAAUUACUAACCCUAAUUGUUAACAAAGAACAGUCAGACUAAUUCUGACAAGUAAUGAUGUGGGAACUGUAGGAUGCAUGGGCUGUGUUCAUCUCCAAAGAUGUAUUCAUUAUUUAGUGGAUGAUCUGAAUUACUAUUGCCUUUUGAACUCAUUUUUUACUCCAAGGUUGCAAGUGAAGAAUAAGCAUCAGCAACUUUGUAUGAAAACUCGGCCGCUAUCCUUUCCUUGUGGAAAAUAUGUACAUUAAUUUGUUCGAUUAACUGCGUUUGGGUUUUUGUAUCUGUAUAUUUUAUUUUCGAGUCCCUUUUGACUCUCAUACAAAGUCCCGUCCUGUACGGACCGUCCAGACGUGUUGAGAAAAUCAUAUUUCUACUCAAUGUUCUAUUAA
This is a messenger RNA of Malus domestica (apple), 2039 nucleotides long. Lineage: Eukaryota; Viridiplantae; Streptophyta; Magnoliopsida; Rosales; Rosaceae. The record is from RefSeq and is a predicted model, not a curated record.